CGGCGAUCCUUUCAUUCGUCACUAUCGAUGUAAUGGAAGGUAGUAUGUCAGAAUAUCCUCUUCACCUUGAAGCCUUCAAACAAAUGAAUUACAUGAGCACGGCAGCAAAUAAUGUACAUCCCACAUCAAGACUCAGACUGUUCCUCCAAACUGCUUUCUACCUACAAUCGACUUUAUCAGACACAACGUUAAACACUCAGACGGGAAUACCGUGGCCAUCCAAUGACAGCGGCUAUUCAAAAGAGUUCACAGAGACGUCUAAUCUGAACUGUGCAAUUGAUGACCACGUGUUACAGCAUACCUAUGGUAUCACUCACCGGUUAGUAGUUGGGGUCCGCUCAAUAACGAUUCUGUUUUGGCACCGCCUCUACUACGAAAACCAAUCUCAAGCUUUACCUGCAGAGCUUGUGGGUGUCAUAAGUACAAUAAGGAAACAUGUGAGAGCUUGGGACGUGACAAUGGAACAGGAUCUCUUGUCAUUCGAUGAGAAAUCAGAAGGGGGCCUCAUGAAGCAAGUCAGGGAUUUACAUCUCUGCGCCUUUCACCAUGCGAUUCAGAUAUACCUUCUCACUCAUCUGCCCCAAACCUCUUGCGAGAGCAUUCUUCCAGCCAGUGAAGAUGUGCAAUUUCAUGUGGAUCAGGUAGCAGCCAGCUUGCUGCAGAUUGAGAAACUGAAGUACGAAAGUAGAUUAUUGUCGGGCCAACGAACUGCCUCAAUAAUGUGGCCUGGGUUCAUCGCGGCUUGCGAGUCAUCGCCGAACAGCCGAAAGAUUUGGUGUCGCUGGUGGAGUCACAUGCUGGAUUACAAUAUUGGAAACAUUGAGCUUCUCUGGCAAACCGUCCAAGAUAUUUGGCAUUUCAGUGAUGAAGUGGAAAGUACAAAGCGUAUUCCGCACAAUAUCCCAUUGUGGAGGGUAUUCCUUGCGCAGGCGGAAAGGACCAUAUUACCUCUGUGAAUGACAUGUCAGCUCGGAUCAUAUUUGUUAGGUACAGUAUGUACGGUCUCAUAGGAUCUCCCUUAUCUAUGUUACUUGAUAUCUGCCAACAUCCCUUCAAAAUAAUA
Molecule: messenger RNA, 1063 nt
Organism: Aspergillus uvarum CBS 121591
Lineage: Eukaryota; Fungi; Ascomycota; Eurotiomycetes; Eurotiales; Aspergillaceae
Exons: 2
Coding region: 33-956 (307 amino acids)
Source: RefSeq, a predicted model, not a curated record